Molecule: messenger RNA, 1664 nt
Organism: Ipomoea triloba (trilobed morning glory)
Lineage: Eukaryota; Viridiplantae; Streptophyta; Magnoliopsida; Solanales; Convolvulaceae
Product: probable inactive heme oxygenase 2, chloroplastic
Exons: 5
Coding region: 2-1150 (382 amino acids)
Biological process (GO): phytochromobilin biosynthetic process; heme oxidation
Molecular function (GO): heme oxygenase (decyclizing) activity
Source: RefSeq, a predicted model, not a curated record
CAUGAGGGUUUAUCUUCUACAAAUAACCGAAUUCGAGCAUGUUAGCAGAAUUGCAACCAUGGCUUGCUACACUUGUGCUGCGGUAAUAGGGGCAAACCCCACGCCGAUAAAAUCUUCAAAAUUCCAAAUUUUCACUCCCAACGACUGUCUUUCUCUCCCAAUUAUCCCAACAAUCAAGAAAAUAAUUCUCAGAACCAACAGGCCCCUUUCACUUUCAGUCCUUCAUUGUUCAAGCUCCAGCUUUUCCUCAGCAACACUUUCACAGUCGGAAACCGAAGACGAUGAGUACAGCGGCGAAGAAGAAGAAGACGAAAACGGAAAUGGAUCGGCGUCAUUUUCCGCCGCGGCGGCGGCGACGGGGAGUUUGCCGCCGUUGAAACAGAAAAGAAGGAGGUACAGAAAGCAAUACCCUGGCGAGAGCAAGGGUAUCACUGAAGAGAUGAGAUUUGUCACGAUGAAGCUUCGCAAUAGUGGCAAACCGUCAAAGAGUAAGCGGAGAGGUGAGAGUGAGAAAGAAUCGGGAGAUAGUGGCAGUGAAGAAGCAAUGGAGGAAGGUGAGGUCAGUGACAGUGAAGGGUCGGUUUCAGUUGAUGAAGAUGACGGGGAUGAAAAUGGCAAGUCUUGGCAGCCUAGUGUGGAAGGAUUCUUGAAGUACCUUGUGGAUACUAAGCUUGUGUUCGGCACAAUUGAACGCAUUGUUGAUGAAUCCAGCGAUGUUUCCUAUGCUUACUUCAGAAAGACUGGAUUAGAACGAGCAGAUUGCAUUUCCAAAGAUUUAGAAUGGUUUAGCCAACAGGGUAAUGUUAUACCAGAACCUAGCAAUCCUGGUGUUGAUUACUCUAAGUAUCUCGAGGAGCUCGCGGAGACUAAUCCCCCAUUGUUUCUCUGCCACUUCUACAACAUAUACUUCUCCCAUAUAGCUGGAGGUCAAGUUAUAGCUAAAAAGGUUUCUGAAAAGCUCUUAGAAGGAAGAGAAUUGGAGGUCUACACGUGGGAAGGAGACCCCGAGAAGCAGCUGCAGGGCGUAAGGGAGAAGCUCAACAUGCUCAGUGAGCACUGGUCUAGAAAGGAGAAAAACAAAUGUUUGCGGGAUAUACCCAAGGCAUUCCGGUUUAUGGGGCAGAUAGUCCGGUUAAUCGUCUUCCUGUAAAACAGGCAGUUCCAUUCCAACCCAAAGAGCGCACUUAUAUCUUUCGAUGGUGAUAUAUCAUCAUAUGUGUUCAACUUGGAACUCCCAAUUCUCAUCACCAAAGCCAUCUUCUUGGAGCUACAAAAUUGAUGGAAUCGGGAACCAACUUGUUAACAGGUUCAAUCACCGACUUGACCAUUAAGUUUUAGGUGGGUGGGUGGGUGGUCAACUAUGAUGCACGGAAACUUUAAGCGUUUGUGCACUUCAGGAACAUUUCCUCUCAUGAUCAGAUAUGCAUAUUCAUGACCCACAAAGGCAUAAAGACAAGUAGGCUGCUUCUAAAUCAUGUUUAAAGUCAAACCAAGUAGUUGUUGGAUAAGGUCAUGUCGUCAUCUUACUAUCUUUAGGCCAUUUUUCUUCCAGCUUUAAGCUUUGACAAAUGUUACAUUAUUGACGAAUUCUUUUAUAUGAUCAUAUUGUACGAAUUUAAUAAUCCUUGUCAUUGAUAUUCAAGCUAUAAUUCUGUGAUUUUGCC